AUGGGCAACUACAAUACAAGACUUCCCCAACAAGCAAUAUCGGCACACUUUAUCCCCCUCAAACUCCUUGGGAAAGGCAAUUUUGCAAAAGUGUAUCUUGUCAAACACAAACAAGAUCAAACCCUCUAUGCUCUUAAAUUAUCCCCAAAAGCCAAAAUGCGCAAGGAAAACAAGCUAUUGCAUAUCAUUAACGAACGCAAUAUCCUUGAAGGACUGCAUCAUACAUGCAUAACUGAGUUGUGCUACUCGUUUCAAGACAAUUUGGGAUUGUUUAUGAUUUUAGAAUUUGCUGAUUCAGGGGAUUUGCGAUCGCAUAUGAAGGCGCAUUUAUGGAGUGAGAACGAUGCCAUGUUUGUAAUCUCGGAAAUUGCUUGUGGGCUAACAUAUCUUCACAAAAAAAAGAUUGUACAUCGAGACAUCAAACCUGAAAAUAUACUGAUGGAUAGUUUGGGACACGUGUUUAUUUCUGACUUUAAUGUUGCAAUUCGGCAGCAAUCUGGGCUACCAAUCCGAUCUGUAGCAGGAACAGAACCAUAUAUGGCGCCGGAAAUACUCAACCAUAUCGGGUAUCAUGCGGCAGUAGACUGGUGGUCACUGGGCGUUGUACUAUUUGAAAUUAUACAUUCUGAACGUCCCUUUCGAACGCGCAACAGACGAGAGUUUAUCAAAAAAGGAGCAUUUACAUUUCCGUACCACAUUCCAGCCAUUUCCAGUGCAUGUAAAGAUGCCAUUAGCCGAUUUCUGGCAUUUGAGCCAACCCAGCGUAUGGGAUUUGAAAAAAUAGGACUGGAAAUGCUUUACUCGCAUCCGUUUUUUGUCGAUAUACCAUGGAAAGAUGUUGGGAAUAAAAAGUAUGCUCCACCCUACCGGCCAUCUAUG
Molecule: messenger RNA, 879 nt
Organism: Batrachochytrium dendrobatidis JAM81
Lineage: Eukaryota; Fungi; Chytridiomycota; Chytridiomycetes; Rhizophydiales
Exons: 4
Biological process (GO): protein phosphorylation
Molecular function (GO): ATP binding; protein serine/threonine kinase activity
Source: RefSeq, a predicted model, not a curated record